CCUCGGUCUGAGGCAGGCUCUUGGCCCCAACAGGGCCACUGUGGGUAGCUCGCUGGAAUUGACUUCACGCCGCACGCCAACUGCUUCCGGAUCGCGGUAGCUGUCACUUCCGGAGCAACAUGGCGGCCACGGAGGACGACCGGCUAGCGGGGAGCGGAGAAGGAGAGCGGCUGGAUUUCCUGCGGGACCGGCACGUGCGGUUCUUCCAACGCUGCCUGCAGGUCUUGCCGGAGCGCUAUUCUUCGCUGGAGACCAGCAGGUUGACAAUUGCGUUCUUUGCACUCUCCGGGCUGGAUAUGUUGGAUUCCUUAGAUGUGGUGAACAAAGAUGAUAUAAUAGAGUGGAUUUAUUCCUUGCAGGUCCUUCCCACAGAAGACAGGUCAAAUCUAAGUCGCUGUGGUUUCCGAGGCUCUUCAUACCUGGGUAUUCCAUUCAAUCCAUCAAAGAAUCCUGGAACAGCUCAUCCUUAUGACAGUGGGCACAUAGCGAUGACUUACACUGGACUUUCCUGUUUAAUUAUUCUUGGCGAUGACUUAAGCCGAGUCGAUAAGGAAGCUUGCUUAGCAGGCUUGAGAGCACUUCAGCUGGAAGACGGGAGUUUUUGCGCUGUUCCUGAAGGCAGUGAGAAUGACAUGAGGUUUGUGUACUGUGCUUCCUGUAUCUGCUAUAUGCUCAACAACUGGUCAGGCAUGGAUAUGAAGAAAGCCAUCAGCUACAUUAGAAGAAGUAUGUCCUAUGACAAUGGUCUGGCACAGGGUGCAGGACUUGAAUCUCAUGGGGGAUCCACCUUUUGUGGCAUUGCAUCGCUGUGCCUGAUGGGUAAACUGGAAGAAGUUUUUUCAGAAAAGGAACUGAACAGGAUAAAGAGGUGGUGUAUAAUGAGGCAGCAGAAUGGGUACCAUGGAAGACCUAACAAGCCUGUUGACACCUGUUACUCCUUCUGGGUGGGAGCAACUUUAAAGCUUCUGAAAAUUUUCCAGUAUACUAACUUUGAGAAGAAUAGGAAUUACAUCUUAUCAACACAAGAUCGCCUUGUGGGAGGAUUUGCCAAAUGGCCAGACAGUCAUCCAGAUGCUUUGCAUGCAUACUUCGGGAUCUGCGGCCUGUCACUAAUGGAAGAGAGUGGAAUUUGUAAAGUUCACCCUGCUCUGAACGUCAGCACACGAACUUCUGAGCGCCUUCGAGAUCUGCAUCAGAGCUGGAAGACCAAGGACUCACAGUGCUCAGACAGUGUCCAUAUUUCCACUUGACUGACCCUGGGUAAUGGGUUUGUAGCAUAAGUGUAGCUCAAGGUUAAAAGCCAUGUGUAACCAAGUGUGCUCUUCUUUAAGGGGUAGUUUUAAAAGUCAAAGCUUGUACUGCUCGCUUCAGGAUGUGCUCCUGAGCCAGUAACCACUGUACUGGAUUUCAAGAAAAUCCUUGUUCAAGUUUGGACCUCAGCAGGACUCUGCUGUGGUGUUUAAUGUUUAUGCUGUGUUUCUGAGAUGUUUCAUGGGGCAGAUUGACUAUAUGUAUGCAGGUUAUCGUCUUAAAACCCUUUAUACAAGUUCUGGCUUACAAAAUGGAUAGAAAUCUUCAAAACAAGUUUACACUUCAAAUGGCAUUGAUAAUCUUCAAUUGAGCAUUUAGUGAUCACUUAAAAAUCUGUUGCUGAUGGUAAGAAAUUUGUUAUUGAAUUAAGUAUCUGGGAUUAUUCUUUAAAAAUUGAUGGUCUUAUAAUUUUCUUAAAGAAUAAUAUAUUUUGCGUUAUUCUUAAGGUGUGCCAACUAGACUUGGAACCUAUACAGAUAAAAUUAAAAGUUCAUAAAUAGAACUAUAAAAAGAAAAUAAAUAGGCUUAACUAAUAGUAUAGUUUUCUAAAGGGACAGCAUUACAUAAUUGAUAGAGAAGUAAUUGGCCUAUAUAAUUAUGAAUGAGAAGGUUCUGUGUUAUGUAUCUUUAUUAGAGGUUCCAUGGGUUCCUGUUGUGCUUUGUUUUAAUCCCAAAUCAUUGGCUACCAUUUGUCGGGGGUGAGGGAGGAAACAAUCUUUGCCAUCUAGAAAAAAAGACAUUCAGUGUUUAUUCUUCUGAGAAACAUGACACUGUAAAUACUUGUGUGGUUAUAACUGAGUUCUUUUUAGUUGCAUAGCUGUUUUCUUUUUUCUUGUUCAGUGUUUUGUAUCUACCAUAGUUAGCUGCUUUAUCUCCCAUCUACAAGGUUGAGCAUCCUUAAUCCAAAAUCCAAUAUCUGGGCCAGGCAUAGUGGUACACGCCAUUAAUCCCAACACCUGUAUGCAGGUGUAUCUCUGUGAGUUCAAGGCCAGCCUGAUCUACAGAGUGAGUUCCAGGCCAAUUGGAGCUGUAUAAUGCAUUAGACUCUGUCUCAAAAACAAAACAAAAACAGCAACAACAAAAACAAUAAAAUCCAUUAUAUGAAAUGCUUCAGAAUCUAAAUUUUUUGACUGACAGCAUGACACAAUUGGAAAACGUCACCCUUUACUUUAAUGUGACUGGUUACAGGUAGAUUUCAGGGACACUGUAAAUGCUGUAUAAAACUACUUGAAACUACUGAAUAAAGUGUAUGAAAUAAGUGCAUUCCAUGUUUAGACUCAGGUCCCAUCCACAAGGUAAAGUUAUGUGCAAAUAUUCCAAAAUUUGAAAACAGAAUCUAAAAUCUGAAACAUUACUUUUGGUUUCAGGCAUUUUGGAUAGUGAUACUCAACCUGUAAAUAAUUUUCUAAUGUUUUUAAGUUUGGUAAAUCUUUAAAUAUAAACAGAACCACUGAAGUAUACAUAGUCAUUUAUAUUUUUAUAUUUUUGGCUAAGUGGGAAGGGAAUACAUUCAUUUAGAGGGAAAUACAUAAACUAGGGUUUCACUUACUCAUUGUCUUGUUUUCUUGUCUUCUAUGAACUAACAACCAAUGGAUGGUGUAAAAAUUCCUUCUUAGCAAUCAACUUGUCAAUAAAUCACGUCCAUGAUUUGGUGACAAGAAGGAAAUUUCCUCAGAAGAGGAAAUGGGUAUGUUGGUUUUGGUAGUAAUAAACAUAUUAUUAAUCUAUAGACAUCAUUGUAAAAGCUAAAUUAUUAAUGUCACUGGAUAGAUAAUAGCAUUUUCAUUUAUUUCCUACAUAAAAAUACUUCUAAAGGGAAACCUGGCAUAUGAUUAAAAAUAAUACAUCUCUUAUUGACAUGCUCAGUUUUAGACUUGAGUUUACAGUGCCAGGAGUCUGACUCCUUGCCUGGUGUGCACAAGACCCUUGGUUCCCUGGCUUUGAUCCCUGGCCACCAAACUAAUAAGCCAACCAAAUCUUAUUUAGAAAUAAGUCUUCCAGUAGUGGAGAGAAAAGCUUUACCAAUACAUAUUAUCAUCUCAUGAGCUUCUCCAGUUUCCUCUAUUUAAACCCAAGCAAAAGACAGCAUUCCUGUCUCAAACUGAGUUGUCUCUUAGACAUUAAGAACUGAAGUAGCAUGUAUGAAUGCUGUAGGCAUAUAUCAAAAGCUGGUGCUAUUCCUGAGUUUUAUCAGUUGUUAAAAGGUAAGAAAGUUGGCUAUUGCCGGGCAGUGGUUACACUUCCCUUUAAUCCAGCACUUGGAGGCAGAGGCAGGUGGUCCUCUGAAUUCGAGGCCAGCCUGGUCUACAGAGCAAGUUCCAGGACCACCAGGGCUACACAAAGAAACCCUGUCUCAAAAAACCAAAAAUAAAAAAGUUAUGAAUAAAUAGAUUUAUAAUAUAAAAGUAAUUUAUAUUUUCACAUUCCUUGAAUAAUUUGCUAACAAAGGAAUAUUAAUGGAAGAAUGAUUCUAAUAUAUCUAAGAGGUAAGGUUCCAUGUGAUACUUUAUGGACCAGUAAAUGUUCAUGUUUCAUAGAAACCAACCAAAAAUACUGAGUUGUUAUGAGAAUGGAAAAACUAUUUCUAGAGUUUCUUAAAUAGUUAAAUCUAUCAGAAAAUUUUAUUAAUAAAUUAUAAGCAACA
Meriones unguiculatus (Mongolian gerbil) is the source of this 3955-nucleotide messenger RNA. RefSeq names its product protein geranylgeranyltransferase type I subunit beta (gene Pggt1b). The record is from RefSeq and is a predicted model, not a curated record. NCBI's taxonomy places the organism in Eukaryota, Metazoa, Chordata, Mammalia, Rodentia, Muridae. Gene Ontology annotation, molecular function: CAAX-protein geranylgeranyltransferase activity. Gene Ontology annotation, biological process: protein geranylgeranylation. The transcript is spliced from 9 exons. Gene Ontology annotation, cellular component: CAAX-protein geranylgeranyltransferase complex. The coding region runs from base 120 to 1250 and encodes 376 amino acids.